Plutella xylostella (diamondback moth) is the source of this 1394-nucleotide messenger RNA. Its product is annotated as nicotinamide riboside kinase 1. NCBI's taxonomy places the organism in Eukaryota, Metazoa, Arthropoda, Insecta, Lepidoptera, Plutellidae. Gene Ontology annotation, molecular function: ATP binding; kinase activity. The record is from RefSeq and is a predicted model, not a curated record.
UAUCUGUACUUUUAAGGCUGAUAUUAGUAAAUUUAAGGAUAUGAACCAGAGUAUUAUGAAUAUAUGGAAGUGACGGAUGCAUUUAUUGGGAAGUUGUUUCUAGUGGCCACUCUCACCGUGUUCCUAGUGCUUGUGUUUUGGGUGAACACACACCCUUUCAUUGAUAAAGACAGUUCACUUUACGACCUCAUCCCUCACCCGCAGUGGUUGCUCCUGUUCUGUGCUAUUUGGGGCUUCUUCUUCAUCGGGGGAUUGAUGUCAUUCACUCUCUACCACAUCUACCCUCACCUAUAAACCACAAGGCUCAUUUCACCAUGACAGCAAACUACAAAGACCAAUGGUUCGUCAUAGGCAUAUCCGGUGUGACGUGCGGGGGAAAAACUACCUUAGCAUUGAAGCUGAAAAAUGUUUUGUGUCCCGUAUACGUGUUUAAUCAAGACAAGUAUUUCUACCCAGACGACAGUCCGAAGCAUGUGAAAUGCGAAGGUUUGGAAGAAGAACAUAAUAACUAUGAUAUUCUAUCUUCGCUAGACAUGGAGAGAAUGUAUAAGGAUAUCCUGGAUACAAUGGAAGGAGUAUCAGAUAUGUCUAUAGACAGGAAUACUAGUGACAAGAGCGGGGUGAUGAAGUGUGGCAAUAAGAAAGUGUUGAUAGUGGAAGGGUUCACCGUGUUGAACUACAAGCCGAUAUUGGAUCUUUGCGAUUUGAGAUACUACAUAGUGCUAGACUACGGAGAAUGCCUCUCUCGGCGCAGUCGUCGUCGCUACGACCCCCCCGACGUGCCCGGGUACUUCGAGACUUGUGCGUGGCCCGAGCACAUCCGGUAUAGAGCUGAGAUCGAGAAAGACAAAUCUAUCAAACUCCUGGACGGAAUGAGACCCGACAACUUCGACUACGUGGUGGAAGAACUGCAGACUUUAGGCUUCAAACCGAGCUAGCACUAGACUAAGACCUAGAUGUGACACUGCCAUGCCCUAGUACAAAUUGUCCAGGUAUGCUGAACCAGUUAUUUAGAAACAACAUCUACUUAAGUACCUCCUUUGUAAAUCUAAGCAUACAAUUAUUAUUAAUUGCAAAAAUAUUAAUUUGCAAAUUGAAUCACUGCACCAACAAUAAGCAGUAACUAUUUAAGUUUUAGGUGGCUCUGUAUAAGUCUUGUAUGUAAAAUAAUGUGUGUUCGGCCUUAAAUCUAAAUAUGGGUAUAAGUAUAUAAUUUAUAUAGAUUCUGUAAUAAAAUAUGUGUUAUGUUUAUAAAUGUACUUACACAUAGGGUCAAAUACCUAAUAGAGAAUAUAUGUAUAUGUUUAAAUGCGUAUACUGAAGUUCUGUAUACCUACAUGAUAGCUACAGUGUAAUUCUUAACUCGUUAACUUUGAAUAAAACCUGUUAUCUAU